AUGGCGACCGAGGCCCCGAAGCUCCCCAAGACGCCAAAGGAGAAGGACACAGCGCAGAGGCUGAUAGUCGUGCUAGAGAAAGCAUGUCUUGAAGCUGUCAAGUCAGGAAACUCCUACGAACUGCUCAAUUGUGAUGAUCACGUGCACCUUCUUAAAAAGUUCAAGCGAGAUCCUGCAGAUUGCAGACCUGACAUCACCCACCAGAUGCUCUUGACACUCUUAGAUUCUCCUCUGAACAAAUCAGGAAAGAUGCAAGUAUACAUUCAUACCGAGAAGAAUGUUCUCAUUGAAGUCAGCCCACACAUUCGCAUACCUCGCACCUACAAGAGAUUUGCUGGGCUUAUGGUGCAACUUCUUCACAAGCUUAAGAUCAGAGCUGUCAAUGGACCAGAGACUUUACUCAAAGUUGUGAAGAACCCCGUGGAGGCUCACCUGCCGACAGGAGCAAGAAGGAUCGGAACGUCCAAGACCGGAAAGCUUGUCAAUGUCAAUGAGUGGGUGAACACUUUGCCCAAGGAAGGGCCCAUCGUUUUUGUGCUGGGUGCGAUGGCGCAUGGCAAAGCUGAGGUUUCAUACGUGGAGGAGUACAUCUCCGUGAGCUCAUAUCCCCUUAGCGGCUCUGUUGCUGCGGGCAAGCUGUGCAAUGCCUUCGAGAACAUGUGGGGGGUUGUGUGAGAGAGAACGAUGGGAGAAGAAGGGAGGGAGCAAGCACGAGUUGUGGUUGUUGUUGUUGUGGUCGUUGUUUGAAAUGUACAAUAUUUUUUUCCUGU
This is a messenger RNA of Guillardia theta CCMP2712, 770 nucleotides long. RefSeq lists its product as hypothetical. Gene Ontology annotation, cellular component: small-subunit processome; nucleolus. The record is from RefSeq and is a predicted model, not a curated record. The coding region runs from base 1 to 675 and encodes 224 amino acids. Gene Ontology annotation, biological process: rRNA base methylation. Gene Ontology annotation, molecular function: rRNA binding; rRNA (pseudouridine) methyltransferase activity. Lineage: Eukaryota; Cryptophyceae; Pyrenomonadales; Geminigeraceae. The transcript has 3 exons.